Sphaerulina musiva SO2202 is the source of this 1170-nucleotide messenger RNA. RefSeq lists its product as uncharacterized. The transcript has 2 exons. Gene Ontology annotation, cellular component: endoplasmic reticulum-Golgi intermediate compartment; extracellular exosome. The record is from RefSeq and is a predicted model, not a curated record. Gene Ontology annotation, molecular function: calcium ion binding. The coding region runs from base 40 to 657 and encodes 205 amino acids. NCBI's taxonomy places the organism in Eukaryota, Fungi, Ascomycota, Dothideomycetes, Mycosphaerellales, Mycosphaerellaceae.
UCCACUCCUGGGCCCAGGUAGUAAAUACACUCGUUCGCCAUGCUCUACCUCGUCAUUGCUCCAGUGGUCAUCGGCCUCGUGCACAGUGUGCAAGCACACGGCGACAAUGCCCAUUCGGCACCUCCUCCUGUCGAUCCGAACGCCGACUGGGCUACAAAGCACAUGGCCGAGGAACACCACAUGGCUUCCUUCGAUGCCGGCUCCUUUUUCAACUUGCACGACUACGAUUCUUCCAACUUCUGGACCGCCGAUGACCUCCUCAAGACCUACGGGUUGCGCCACGAAUCCACUUCCCAUGUCGCCGAGGAAGAGAAGCGGGCCAGUGUCCAGCGCGUUAUCGACAUGUUUGAUCGCGACAAAGACAAUCGGAUAUCCUUUGCCGAGUAUACCAUUGGUGUUGGCCAGGGACUGGUGUUGCCAGACUUGGGCUAUGGGCCAGGACACCACGGAGACGACGAGUACGAAUACGAGAUUCAUCACUGGGAGAAAUACCACAAUGAGAAUACCAAAGAGGAAGACUUGACCCACCCCGAGGACAUUGAACAUUUCAGGAAACACGACGAAAUGGAAGAGAGGGAAUUGAGACAGGAGCGGAUGGACAAAAUGGCCAUCAUUGAAGCCAAUAUUCCCCAGAAGUUUCGGAGGAAGGAAUUAUGAGGUUUGUCUCCUGCGAUGGGUGCGAUCGACCUGGCAGGCCAUAUCAAACCGGAUGGAAGAUUCACAUGCACAUACGCAAAAGAGCUGUGCAAUCAGCCGCAGCCUGUCACAAUGUCUGGCCCUCUCGGCGAUCGAGCGGGAUAGACGCUGAAGAGGUGCCUGCAUAAGCCAGCACUAGGAGGUAGCUCCGAAAGACCGUGGUACUGGACUAUCAUGUCGAUCCUGGCGUCGGCAUAUUCUGGCGGCUGGUAGUCUGGCAGAUGAGCAAACAGGGAUCCGUCUAGGAGGUAGAUCGCGCUUUGGCAUGGACUGGCGGUGCUGGUCGCCGUCAUGACUGCCUAUGGCAUGUAGAUGAAGCGAGAGACGAACAUAUAGCCAAGACAGCAGUAGUUACGAGUAGCUACCUGGUAAUUCUUGGCCUUGCCCGCUGAUGGACUCCAUCGUAGACCUGCUGGUAAACUGUCUUUCAUGGUCAUGGGACAGAUCUUCACUUUGAUCUGAUUGGUUGUACGG